Molecule: messenger RNA, 3251 nt
Organism: Gekko japonicus
Lineage: Eukaryota; Metazoa; Chordata; Lepidosauria; Squamata; Gekkonidae
Gene: ENPP5
Product: ectonucleotide pyrophosphatase/phosphodiesterase 5 (putative)
Exons: 3
Coding region: 154-1380 (408 amino acids)
Source: RefSeq, a predicted model, not a curated record
ACCGGCUAUUGCAGAUUCCUGGCCGUCUGUGCACUGAUUUUCCCAAGGACUCAGAGUUUCUUGCCAAAACAACAGAGGGUAUUACUUGUAUCAUUUGACGGCUUCAGAUGGGAUUAUAUCUAUAAAUUCCGAACUCCCAAUUUCGAUGAGGUCAUGAAGGAUGGUGUUCAUGUCGAACAGGUCACAAACGUGUUCAUUACCAAGACAUAUCCUAACCACUACACAAUGGUGACAGGCCUCUACGCGGAGGACCACGGUAUAGUCGCCAAUGAGAUGUACGAUCCAGUUUUGAACGAAACUUUCUCCAUGAACCACAUGACCAUGUAUAAUCCAAAGUUUUGGGAACACGCUUAUCCAGUCUGGAUCACUAACCAGAUUCAGGGACAUAGAAGUGGCGCUGCGAUGUGGCCGGGAACCGAUGUCAAGAUACACGGGGCCUUUCCCACACACUACUUGCUUUACAAUGAAUCCGUUUCAUUUCAAGAGCGUGUUGCCAAGCUUAUCGAGUGGUUUACGUCCGAAGAGCCUAUAAAUCUCGGACUCCUGUACUGGGAGCAGCCAGAUGAGAUGGGACAUAUUUUGGGUCCAGAUGAUCCUGGUAUGGAGUUGGUCAUUAUGGAGAUUGACAAUCUGCUGAGCCAUCUUGUGCGGGAACUGAAGAGAGCAGAAUUGUGGGACACUUUGAAUGUCAUCAUCACAAGCGACCACGGAAUGGCCCAGUCAUCCAGAGACCGGAUCAUAGAGCUCGACCAGUAUGUGGACAGAGACUUGUAUAUGAUGAUUGACCAUUCGCCUGAUGUAGCGAUUUUGCCAGCAGAAGGCAAACUUGAUGAGGUAUACAACGCUUUGGUCAAAGCUCAUCCCCAUAUGACUGUCUAUAAAAAGGAGGACAUUCCAAGUAGGUUGCAUUACAGACAUAGCACUAGAAUCCAACCAAUCUUAGCGGUGGCUGAUGAAGGAUGGGAAAUCCUGCAGAACAAAUCUGACCACUUUAACCUGGGCAACCAUGGAUAUGACAACACCCUACCGGACAUGCAUCCUAUCUUCUUGGCCCACGGACCUGCCUUUAGAAAGAACAUCAGCAAGCAGGCGAUGAACUCCACGGACUUAUAUCCCCUGUUGUGCCACCUGUUGGGUCUUGAGCCGCUGCCCAGCAAUGGUUCCCUUGACAACGUGAAAGAUCUCCUUGUUAGCGCAGCCCCAAAAGAGCCACAGGAUAGAAGUCGGCAGGAAUCUUAUGCCCGUUUCUUUGGCGUUUUUCUCGGCAGCGUACUUGUCAUUGGUUUCCUUGUAGUGUUCAUAAAAUAUUUAACCCGUAGCCAGGUCUCGGCCCUGCGGGAUCAACACGGAGAAAUAGCUCAGCCAUUACUACAAAGUUAACUUGGUUUUGAAACAGAGAUUGCUUUUGGAUAGCCUUUUUAUUCUUAGUUAAGAGCUCUUCCAGCCCUUAGUGUAAGUGGACACCCACAAGAAUCUGUAGGUCACCUGAUCAGGCAGUACUGACAGUAAAGGUAUGAAUUGGUUGCUCUUUAACCAAGAUUCUUUUGAAGCGUUAAGCUUUUAAAGAGGACUGACAGCCGCUAAUUAGCGAUCUUACACUCGUGUGCCAUUCUGAACUGGAUCUUUUGAGAACAAAAUCGUUGUCUUAAAUGCACUUUAUGGAAUUCACCUCAGCCUCAGUCCUUCAAUGUAUCAAAUCAUUGUCUUUGACAGAAUCCCCGCUAAUAUUGUUUUGCAAAUUAAAAAAAUUAAGCGUGGCCUGGUGGUUGUAUUGAUACAUACACAAACCUUCUUAAACUGCUUGAACUGAUACUAAGCCAAGUGUGGUAGCAGUUGUACAAGAUGCAGACACAGCCUUUAAAUAAGAUUUCAGCGAAAACUAAGGCAAGCUUAAACAUUAACUGUAGAAGAUGUGCAAAAAGCCCAGUUUAGUAUGACCAAUCGUGAUCUAUUUUAGUUCAAAAUAAUUCUUUUGUUUACCGUUUAUCACUAGUUGACUGGGCAGUAAGCCAACUUGGCAUAUAAAAUUAAUACAGAAUAAUAGACCUAACAGUAGCAUCCUAAGCAUCUAAGUCCAUGGAUUUCAGUUGACUUAGAAGAUGCUACCCUGGAUAGCACUGUAAUAUCUGACCUUUGUCUGAAGUAACAGACAGGUUGGUGAACUUAAGACUUCUGACUCAUGUGUGCCUCAUUUCCUGAAGAACUGUACAGAUCAGAUUCUCACAUUAAGAACUACGGCUGUGUCAUAUAGUACUUUAAAAAUCAGGUACUUCGCCAACCUGCAAAAGUUGUCAGUGUCUCAAGGUUUAAGAAGCAUGACACAUUUUACAUUAAUAUGACACAUUCAACUUGGCAGUAAUCGGCACGAUUAAAUUGGUGUCUUCUGCUACUUAUGCUGGAGUCGUAGCAAGCUGUUAAACAUUUUUGGGAACACGGAGGCCAGCUGCCGAGCAGGAAAAGAGACAAGAAUUCAAAUCAGCCUGCAUGAACUUGUCUGAUAUCCGUAUAUGGCCAUACAUGCAUGUUUAUAUGUCCUCUUGGCUUUUGUUUUCCUGUUAGGCCACCAGUGCUUGUAGACGCUUCUUUGAUACAUUCUUUUUUUUAAAAAAGUGUAGUAUGUUGUAAUCAUAAUAUGUUGACCAAUUUAGGUAUCUUUGAAAAAAAUACAUAGAAGCCAAGUUACUGCCCCAUCUUGCACCAGGGCUUGGAACUCACUGUCUCAAAGCCAAAUCUUUUUAGCCUUGAGGGAAAUGUAGCACUUAAUGCUGAAUUACGUAAGGUCAAGCGUGAGUGAUUGUGUCAUUAUGGUUGUCAGUUUAAUGCAGGGGCUCGCCAAGAAAACGAUGCCUACAUUACAGGGAAAAGCACAACCCUUGACAUAAAGUCUCCCUUCUGUAGGCGGUGAUUUGUUUGAAAUGGUGAUUUAGACAUAACUGAGGCAGGUGAAGCAAUUAGGUAAGAUCAGAUUACAACUUUUGGUGAUGAGUGGCAUUCAAAUUAUACAUUUAGCCAUAGGAACCAGAGCUAAUUAUGGUAUGUAAUCAUAUAGUAGAGAUCUCUAUUUCAUAAGCCCUGUGGUGAUAUUAAGACUAGUGUGCCUUUUGGCCUCUACUUUUACAAGCUGUUUAACAGCUAAUGCCAGCUUCUGAUGUUUUAUUUGUUAUAAUAGGCAGGUUCAGCUACAGCUUAAAGACUACACAAGUUAAAAAAAUAAAUGUUUCCCGUGAUCGAAAGCCAGUCGAAUCCGACUC